CUUGAUUCGGUAUUCGUGCCGCUGAUCUCGUGUUCGCUCGGCCCCUGGACUUUGGCGACCUCACCUCACUUGCUCGAUCCCACAACCUUCACGGACUGAUCGAUCUGCAAACAUGAGUGAGAAUGGCAACGUCCGUCGAACUAGCACAGCACAGGACCACUUGUUACAGGCUCUACGACAAUUGAGCGAGAAUGAGAAGUACGCGGACCUCACGGUCAGCUGUGGGACACGUACGUGGAAGGUGCAUAACGCCGUCGUGUGUCCGCAGUCGGACUUUUUCGCGAAGGCGUGUGAUGGAGCGUUUAUGGAAGCCAAAAGCAAUACCGUUAGCCUCGUCGACGAUGAUUCAGAGGCAGUAGCGGCGAUGAUGCACUACUUCUACCAUUGCGACUAUCACACCCCGGACCAUGGCUCCAGCAGUACCGGCCCUUUAGUGCUCGAAGUCCGCAUCUACGCGUUAGCCGACAAGUACUUCAUCAAAGCCCUGCGCUCCCUAGCAUAUUCGAAAUUCAAAAGCCGCCUCCGCCGAGAAUGGAGCACGCCCGCGCUCGCCGGGGCACUGCGUGAGGUCUAUUUGACGGGCAAGGCGCAGCAGGCUAAAUUUCUCCGCAACAUCGAACGGGUUUUGGUUCAGCAUCUUGAGCUUGUAUACCAAAACGAACAACAUCACGACCUCUACCUCGUGCUGCGCGACAAUGGCCAUGCUGCUUUGCGCGUGGCUAUGAUUCUAGCAAAUGAACUCGAUUGGGCGCGGCCACCGGAAGGUUUGAAAGGUUCGGCAUGAGGAAUCUAGGCUGAAGAAUAUGAGGUCGUUCUCGGGCUACUCAAUAUUGAGACUUCACUUGACGCAUACUUCACUUAGGGAACACUUUGGACAUUCACAAGCAACCGUGACGACGAUCUGAAUCACGCGCU
Messenger RNA from Neohortaea acidophila, 915 nucleotides. RefSeq lists its product as uncharacterized. Lineage: Eukaryota; Fungi; Ascomycota; Dothideomycetes; Mycosphaerellales; Teratosphaeriaceae. The record is from RefSeq and is a predicted model, not a curated record. Gene Ontology annotation, molecular function: protein binding. The coding region runs from base 113 to 784 and encodes 223 amino acids. The transcript is spliced from 3 exons.